AUGAAAUUGAACGCGUUUUCUCGAUUUGAAUUUGGAUUGAUUCUUUUAUUAUCUUUGAAUCAUAAUCCACAAACAGCUUCGGCUGCGGAAUCUAAAGAAGCGUAUGUAACUCUUUUAUAUGGAGAUGAAUUCAUGUUGGGAGCACGUGUUCUUGGGAAGUCGAUUCGAGAUACCAGAUCCACCAAAGACAUGGUCAUUUUGGUCUCUGAUGGCGUUUCUGACUACGCCAAGAGUCUUCUCCAGGCAGAUGGUUGGAUUGUGAAUCAAAUCAGUCUACUGGAGAACCCUAAUCAAGUUCGGCCAACAAGGUUUUGGGGUGUAUACACAAAGCUCAAGAUAUUCAACAUGACUAAUUACGACAAAGUCGUGUAUCUUGAUGCUGAUACAAUCGUAGUCAAGAACAUAGAUAUUCUAUUCAAAUGCGGAAAAUUCUGUGCUAACUUAAAACAUUCAGAAAGGCUCAACUCAGGUGUUAUGGUAGUAGAACCAUCUGAAAAACUUUUCAAAGACAUGAUCAGCAAAGUUACCACAUUGUUUUCAUAUACAGGAGGUGAUCAGGGUUUCUUGAAUGCCUAUUAUUCUGGAUUCCCAAGUGCACGUGUUUUUGACCCUACCAUUUCUAGACCAGUUGCAGAAAUGGAAAGACUUUCUACUAUUUACAAUGCAGAUGUUGGACUUUACAUGAUUGCUAACAAGUGGAUGGUAGAUGAGAAAGAAAUUAGUGUUAUACACUAUACACUUGGACCUCUAAAACCAUGGGAUUGGUGGACAUCUUGGCUUUUAAAACCUGUAGAUAUAUGGCAGGAUGUUAGAGAACAUCUAGAAGAAUCUCUUCCAGGAACAGGAGGAGGCAGAAAUCCCCAUGAUGAUCUUUUAGUGAAAUUUCUUUUUUGGUUUCCAGUUUUCAUUUUACUCUUCUGUUACUAUCGAUCUUUUCUUCUGACGCGUUCUUUAUGCGAUCACGCUAGACAUAUAUACUACAAAUUUAGAUCAGGAGGUGCGCUUGCUUAUUCUGCAGUAUCUUCAUCUACCAUAAACUCUAAUCAACAGUUCUCUAAUGGCGCACACUCCGUGGUGCCUGGUUUUCUUGGUGGAAUUUCUGUAGUAAUAUGUUUCAUGGUUGCGGUGGUGUCACUUGGAUUUGGUAUUUCGGUUGUGCCUAGGCAAGUGAAGCCAUGGAUUGGGUUGCUUUUGAUGUACGAGUGGAUUUUUACAAUUUUUUUCCUACUUUUUGGAUUUUAUUUGCACAUAAUUUAUAAAUGGGGGAAGAUGGUGGCAAAUCAAAUAGGAAACCCACGUCCAGGAGCUUCAGAUUAUGAUUCUGAAAAAGGUCAUCAGAGGGUAUCUUGUGAUGUUGCACCAUGGUACUAUGGGUCAAUGAUGGCGUUUCUGGCUGUUGCUGCCCCUUUAGCACCUGGUAUUUUUGGGAUUACAACUUUAUUUUUGAGGUUUAGUUUGAUGGGUGUUGGAGGUUUAAUUUUUGCAUGUUUCAUGACGUAUGCCUCAGAACAUUUAGCUAUCAAGUCAUUCAUGCGAGGCCUUGAAGAUAGAGAUGGAUCAAGGGCAAGGAACAUAUGUUAUUUAUGUUGUUAA
Molecule: messenger RNA, 1593 nt
Organism: Lactuca virosa
Lineage: Eukaryota; Viridiplantae; Streptophyta; Magnoliopsida; Asterales; Asteraceae
Source: the annotation of a GenBank genome assembly